GUUAAUGAGAGCUGCACUUAAACAAUUAUACAGACAUCACUUGAAGUUAUUAACGUUACCAAAAUAUGUGAAAACAUUCAAGUAGAAGGUAUGCAAAUUAGCAGCAUUUAACUACAACAAAUAUAUUAGCAUAUUUUAGUAUCAGUUUUAUAAUAGGGAAAGAAAACAAAGCUUCUAUCACACACACAGAGAGAGAGAGAGAGAGACAGAGAGAGAGAGAGAGAGAGAGAGAAACCUGAGAAACCUGAUUGUCCUCAGAAGCAGGAAGACAAGAACAUUAUAUAAAUACACCAGGCAGACAUGCCAACAAUUAGAAUUUUUAAAAAGUAAGGGUGGAAUGAACUUUUGUUUACUCAAAAUGCCAUGAUGCUAGUUAUUAGACUGAGAAAGUCAUAAGCCUUGAGCGACCAGCCAGAUGGAGCUCAAGGCCGUGAGCAGAUUCACCAGCCCAGUGAAUCUGCUGUCUACUCCCCAUCUGACCGGGGUGCUGCUGGCCACUGGCACGUUCUUCACCUCCACCAAGUUCACUGGGGACAUCUACAAAGAGCUCCUCAUCUCCUUGGUGGCCUCGCUCUUCAUGGGCUUUGGGGUCCCCUUCUUGCUGCUCUGGGUUGGCAUCUACAUAUGAGAUCCUAAGGACACCGAAUCCCUGCUUUUGUAAAUUAAUUUUUUUUUAGCUAUUUCUGCAAGUGUCCCACCUGCUGCUGACAAUAAAGGCAGAUGUGUGACCCACCCCCCAAAAAAAAAGUCAUAAACCUCAACAAAGACAGGAAAAGCUAGAAAAACUUAGUGGUCUCAAAGGUACAAAAACAUCCCAUUAAUGCUACCUUUGUGAAAGGAAAGAAAGUGGUCCGGCAAAGGGACAAAUAGGCAGAUAUGUGGAAGCUGUGGUAAGCUUGCCCUGCUGCACAGACCAAAGAGCCAGUCAUUUUUGAGUAAUGUGGGAGGGGGUGGGAAAUAUUCUUAACAGCAGCAGCUUUCUAAAACCUGCACCCAGCAUGAGAUUCCAGGGCACCUCCAGGAAUGGUUUAGAGCCAGGAAAAGGAAGGAAGCUUCCAACGGUCUGUGACAAAACUCAAGUACUUUGAAAACAAUUCUGAAGAUAUAAAAAUGAAAAUUGACUGCAUUAAACAAUAACUUAGGCUCACAUUAAAAGGUUCAG
Rhinolophus ferrumequinum (greater horseshoe bat) is the source of this 1162-nucleotide messenger RNA. Its product is annotated as transmembrane protein 258. The transcript has a single exon. Gene Ontology annotation, cellular component: membrane-bounded organelle. NCBI's taxonomy places the organism in Eukaryota, Metazoa, Chordata, Mammalia, Chiroptera, Rhinolophidae. The record is from RefSeq and is a predicted model, not a curated record. Gene Ontology annotation, biological process: protein N-linked glycosylation. Bases 416 to 628 code for a protein of 70 amino acids.